Messenger RNA from Jaculus jaculus (lesser Egyptian jerboa), 1253 nucleotides. RefSeq names its product gamma-glutamyl hydrolase (gene Ggh). Gene Ontology annotation, biological process: tetrahydrofolylpolyglutamate metabolic process. The transcript has 9 exons. Gene Ontology annotation, cellular component: vacuole. The record is from RefSeq and is a predicted model, not a curated record. The coding region runs from base 43 to 999 and encodes 318 amino acids. NCBI's taxonomy places the organism in Eukaryota, Metazoa, Chordata, Mammalia, Rodentia, Dipodidae. Gene Ontology annotation, molecular function: gamma-glutamyl-peptidase activity.
GCCGCACCAGUGCCUUUGAACGGCGGCGGGAGCGCGGACGCGAUGGCGAGCCCGAGCCUGCGGCUGUGCGUGGUCGUCCUGCUCCUGUGCGGGCUCGCGAGCCUCGGCUCGUUCCGACCCCACCAGCGCGCCACCCAGAAGCCCAUCAUCGGAGUAUUAAUGCAAAGAUGCCUUAGUAAGCAAAUGAAAACCCUUGGAAAAUACUACAUUGCUGCAUCCUAUGUGAAGUAUCUAGAGUCUGCAGGGGCAAGAGUUGUGCCAAUAAGGCCUGAUCUUACACACAUAGAGUAUGGAGAACUUUUUAAAUCCAUCAAUGGAAUCCUUUUCCCUGGAGGAAGUGCUAGCUUAGUGCAUUCAGAUUAUGCCCAUGUGGCGAAGAUAUUUUACACUUUGGCUAUACAGAGUUUUGAUGAUGGAGACUAUUUUCCUGUGUGGGGCACAUGCCUGGGAUUUGAAGAGCUUACAUAUCUCGUUAGUGGGGAGUUUUUACUGACUCUCACUAACACUUCCUCAAAGAAAUUGCCUUUGAACUUCACUGGAGGUUCAUUACAGAGUAGAAUGUUCAAGAACUUUCCUGCUGAUUUAUUGCUGUCAUUAGCAGUAGAACCUCUGACUGCAAAUUUCCACAAAUGGAGCCUCUCUGUGCAGAACUUCACAAUGAAUGAGAAGUUAAAGAAGUUUUUUAAUGUACUAACUACAAAUACAGAUGGCAACAUUGAUUUCAUUUCAUCAAUGGAAGGAUAUAAGUAUCCAGUCUAUGCUGUCCAGUGGCAUCCAGAGAAGGCUCCGUAUGAGUGGAAGAAACUAGGUGGUAUUUCCCAUGCACCAAAUGCUGUGAAGACUGCAUUUUAUUUAGCAGAAUUUUUUGUUUCUGAAGCUCGGAGAAGCAGUCAUCACUUUCAGUCCCCACUUGAGGAGAAUGGAUCCCUGAUAUAUCAUUUCUCUCCUGUUUAUACUGGAAAUAUUUCUUCAUUUCAGCAGUGUUACAUGUUUGACUGAAAGUCUUCCACGUAUGAACACAUCAACUUUGAAUGAUUCUGUGAUCAAACUGCCAAAUCACUACUCAUGGCAAUAUGAGAAAGCCAGGGAUCCCUUUUCUAUGUGCCUGGUUUUGAUUUUUCUCUUAGUUCAUGAUUAUUUAUAUCACAUUUGAUAAUUUAGCAGUGAGGCAGACAAGCAAUCAUGGUGUUUUUUUAUGGUGUUUUUUUCUUGUAGCUGAAGAUCAGAAAAUAAAUAAAUUUAUUGAGAAUGUG